Cucumis sativus (cucumber) is the source of this 2290-nucleotide messenger RNA. Its product is annotated as thiamine-repressible mitochondrial transport protein THI74. The record is from RefSeq and is a predicted model, not a curated record. Gene Ontology annotation, biological process: transmembrane transport; regulation of peptide transport. Gene Ontology annotation, molecular function: transmembrane transporter activity. The transcript is spliced from 4 exons. Bases 438 to 1712 code for a protein of 424 amino acids. Gene Ontology annotation, cellular component: membrane. Lineage: Eukaryota; Viridiplantae; Streptophyta; Magnoliopsida; Cucurbitales; Cucurbitaceae.
UAGACUAAAAAGAGAGUUUAUGAAUAGAACCUUUAAGAAAACAUCAAGAAGAGAAGUAUGUGGUGGUAUCUUUGACGAACAAUCAUUUGACGAUUCUUAGAGUUAAAGUCACUCAAAUUUCCAAUUUUCUUCCAAUCUCUUCUUUGGGUUCCUGUUAAUAUUCGCCUCCGUCGUCAAGUUUUCUUCUCCGAUUCUUUUCAUUUUACGGUCUGAAUCGUCAUUAGCCCAAAAUUCCCGUGCUUUCAUUCUUCUAGAUGCAUCUCUUUCAAAAGGAUUACAAAAAUCAACGACUGGAAUUCAUGGUCAAAUUUGUGUCGGAUACUGGAAUUUGUGGCUGCAUUUUUUCAAUAGAAGAGGUUGUAUUUUGACUUUUUCAGGUUGGGAUUUGGGAUAAAUUUUUGGGAGAACGUUGAAGGCUGGAUUGUGAUUUGUAAGAGAUGAAAAAUGAAGUUUGGAGAUGGGGAAUCGGUUUGUUUUAUAUAUUUUUGGUUGCAACCAUAUGGAUAGCUGCUAGUUUUGUGGUUCAAUCUGUUGUUGAUGAAGGUGUUUCACCAUUUCUUGUUACAUACAUCUGCAAUUCAUUGUUUGUUAUUUACAUCCCAAUUGUUGAAAUUGCACGUUUCUUGGAGGAUAAGUAUGAAAAGUUGUUGUUUUGGAAAAACAAAAAAUUGGAUUCAUUACAAGAAUUGAGGGAUGAACCAGAGCAGGCCAUACUUCUUGGAGAAACCAAUCUUGUUACAAAUGUUGAUCAUUACAGUACUUCCAUGCAUAUGGAAGAUGGAAAACCAAUUUUGAAAGGAGAAAGUAGAUUUUUAGAAACAGGAUGCUCAUCUUAUGACAAACAAGUGGAUGAAAAAGGGCGUUGGACACGCAUUAGAGUGGCGAAAGUUAGCUUAUUGAUAUGCCCUUUUUGGUUUCUUGCUCAGCUUACUUUUAAUCUAUCAUUGAAGUAUACCACUGUUACAUCAAAUACUAUCUUAAGCAGUAGUUCCAGCCUCUUUACAUUUUUGGUUUCUCUGGCAUUUUUGGGUGAGAAGUUUACAUGGGUGAAACUUGCUAGUGUUCUCCUUUGUAUGGGGGGCACAAUAAUUGUCAGCCUGGGGGAUUUGCAAUCUGAAACGACGUUGAAGACUGCUUCAAAUCCUCUACUUGGUGAUGUUCUUUCCCUUGUCUCAGCAGGCUUAUAUGCUGUAUACAUUACCCUUAUUCGCAAGAAACUGCCUGAGGAUGAUGAGACGAAUGGAAAAGCUAGCAUGGCACAAUUUCUUGGAUUCCUUGGGCUUUUCAACCUUUUUAUUUUUCUUCCAGUUGCCCUUAUAAUCAAAUUCACCAAUAUGGAACCAUUUCGCUUGCGGACUUGGAAGGAAGUCGGUAUGGUUGUUGCUAAAGGACUGUUGGAUAAUGUGCUGAGUGAUUACUUGUGGGCUAAAGCCGUUCUUCUAACCACAACUACGGUAGCAACAGCUGGUCUUACAAUUCAAGUUCCAUUGGCUGCCAUUGUUGAUUCGAUAACAGGCAAUGCUCCACAUCUCAUGGAUUAUCUUGGGGCUGUGGCUGUCAUGAUCGGUUUUGUUGGCAUCAACAUUCCAUCUGAUGUAUUUAGCUUUUCUAAAGACGGCUCUAUUGAAUUGCCUAGUGAGGAUGUAAUUUCUGAUGAUCAUAAUCACACAACAUCAAUUAGGCAAGAUCCAGCUACAGCUAGCGUUUCAUAGUAUGCAAAAGCUGUUAUGUAGUUGCCAUUUUACACCUGCAGGUUGAGAUUAAAUGUGCAAAAACGCACCAUGCACGAAUAGAAGAAUGUCGAAUGGUUUUCUUAAACGAAUGACAUUCUCUUUACUGAUUCAGAAUUAUGAUAUACCAGCCUAGCCUAUAUCAUACAUACUCAAAAGGGUUUUCAACUUUUCAGCACAUACAUGAUACAUACAUGAUGUGUCAAGUAAGAGUUUGUGGUCUCGGAAAGAAAUCAGCUAAUUGUAUUAUGGGUUAACUAGCAGUUUGUUUUUGAUAUAGUUGUUCUUAUUACCCAUUUGCUUUGAUUUUGGCACUUGUCUUUGUAUGUCCACCCGUUUGGUUGAUUUAUCUUCUCUAGGUUGCUGUGUGAUUCCAGACGUAGAAAGUACGGUCGAAGAUAGAAGACACGAUUUGAGCUCAUAAUGUUAGUUUGGUAGAUUUUGUUGUAGAAUCUUUUCAUAGAAGACCCAAUUUGAGUUCAUGAUCUUUUUAUUGUAUAGAAUUGUUUAUAAACCAAAGUUUAUUGUUACAAUGGUAUGAUUAUCUAUAAUUCCACUCA